This is a messenger RNA of Microthlaspi erraticum, 495 nucleotides long. The record is from the annotation of a GenBank genome assembly. Lineage: Eukaryota; Viridiplantae; Streptophyta; Magnoliopsida; Brassicales; Brassicaceae.
AUGUCACGCGUAUAUACGUCUCGCCAUGUUGUCUUUCUUGAGUAUGUUUAUCUGUUUUCUUCCACUAAUCCUAUCAGGAGUGUUUAUUUGUCUGAAAUUAAUUUUUCAGAUGAAGCUCCAGCUGAUUCAGUGGUGUUCUCUCCGAUUUGUCUCUCACAACAGCCACCGUUACAAAUUCUGCCGGACUCGUUGAUUCAUAUUGUCCUUGAAGAAACACAAGUCCCACCUCUCACAGAGGUUCAAUCAAAUUCCCAGGCCCAAGAGACAGCUCAAAUUACUACACCAAAUUUCCCAGCCCAAGAGACAACUCAAAUCACUACAACCAAUCAUAAGACCCAACAACCAAAUUCGGUCAAUCAUGACUCUGUUCCGUCGUCUUCCACACCAAGAUUCUCACCUACCGAAAUAAAGCCACCGCACAACACCAUUGUUGUUAGACCUGCCCCACCGCACGGGGUGCAAGCCAGUGACGACACCCAUGUGUCCCAACACUAA